Messenger RNA from Hirundo rustica (Barn swallow), 2728 nucleotides. It is a transcript of the gene DHX32, whose product is annotated as DEAH-box helicase 32 (putative). The transcript has 11 exons. Bases 339 to 2585 code for a protein of 748 amino acids. NCBI's taxonomy places the organism in Eukaryota, Metazoa, Chordata, Aves, Passeriformes, Hirundinidae. The record is from RefSeq and is a predicted model, not a curated record. Gene Ontology annotation, cellular component: spliceosomal complex; intracellular anatomical structure. Gene Ontology annotation, molecular function: RNA binding.
GCUGGGGCUGGUGUGCUGGACUCGACGCUGAAGCUGCUCAGAUUCCCUUUUUGGUUUCAUCGCUGCCAUUUGGAAGAUUUGGGGUGAUUAUUGCUUUUUAAAUGUAUUUUCUCGAGGCUCGCCGGGGUUGUUAAACCACCCAGAGCGGGACAAGCAGACCACAAAGGCAGCUGGACACGGAGCCUGAACUUUUAAAUCCAAGAGCUGUGAAAUAACUAAUCCUGGAGCGAGGAAAAAUGGAUUUGCUCAGGUUUAGGGGGCCAAAAUGAUCAAUCAGCCCACAAAGGACUCCUUCCAUCACUAAUGUGCUUUUGCUGGGAAUAAUAUAUGUAAGAAAAAUGGAGUUUUUAACCUUUUCUCCAGAGAACCACUGCAUUUCAGAAUCACUCGACGGCAGCGACGGGGAUGAAGAGGAAAUACUUGUCUGUGGAGAAGAUUUAGAGCUUAAUCCUUUUGAUGGCUUGCCUUACUCCUCCCGUUAUUACAGGCUGAUGAAAGAGAGAGAAGAGCUUCCAAUAUGGAAAGAAAAAUGUACUUUCAUGGAAAGUUUGCUUCAUAAUCAAAUUGUGAUUGUGUCAGGAGAUGCAAAGACUGGCAAGAGCUCCCAGGUGCCGCAGUGGUGUGCCGAGCACUGCCUGGCCCUGCGGCCCCGCGGGGCCGUGGUGUGCACGCAGGUGCUCCGCCAGGCCGCCGUGGCGCUGGCCCUGCGCGUGGCCGACCAGAUGGACGUCAACCUGGGCCACGAGGUCGGCUACUCCGUGCCCUUCGAGAGCUGCUGCACGCCCGAAACCAUCCUGAGGUACUGCACAGAUGAGGUGCUCCAGAGGGAGAUGAUGUCCACGCCCCUCCUGAACUGCUACAGCGUCAUUGUCUUGGACGACGUGCACGAAAGGACCGUGGCCACAGACGCCCUGCUUGGCCUCCUGAGAGCUGUCCUGGCAGCCAGAGCGGAGCUGAGGCUGGUGCUGCUCACUGCCCCCCACGCCUGCAGCACCCUGCAGCGGUUCUGCGGCGGCGUGCCCGUGAUCCGAGCGCGGGGCACGCACCGCGCCCAGGCCGUCUUCUCCUGCAGCGCCCACAGGGAGCCCUUCCUGUCUGCCCUGAGGCUGCUCCUGGAGAUCCACCACGCCAGGGAGAAGGGGGACAUCGUCAUCUUCCUGGCGUGUGAGCAGGAAAUUGAAAAAGCUUAUCAGAUGAUCAGGCAGGAACAAUCCAAUUUAAACCCUGACCUUGGAAAACUCAUCCCCAUUCCUUUAUACCCCACCAAACAAGACCCGACUCCCAAACUAACCCAAGACAAGCAGAAACAUGGCAAAAAAUACAGGAGGAAAGUGCUGCUCACCACCAGCUCUGGAGAAUCUCUGAUCUGGACUAAAAACCUGACUUUUGUCAUCGAUGUCGGUGUGGAGACAAGAAAGGUGUACAAUCCUAGAAUCAGAGCAGACUCUGUUCUAACCCAGCCUAUCAGCCAAAGUCAAGCAGAGGUGCAUAAACAAAUUCUGGGCAUGUCUCCAUCAGGGAAAAUCUUCUGCUUGUAUCCUGAAGAAUUUACGCACAGGGAAAUGAAGGCAGAAAUCCCAGCUAAAGUUCAGGAAUCCAACCUCACCAGCUUGGUCCUGUUCCUGAAGAGGAUGGACAUCGCAGGUUUUUCACACUGUGACUUCAUCAGCAGCCCAGCUCCUGAAAGCCUGAUGCAGGCUUUGGAAGAUCUGGAUUAUCUGGCAGCGCUGGAUAACGACGGAAACCUCUCUGAAUUUGGGAUUAUCAUGUCAGAAUUCCCCCUGGAUCCUCAGCUGUCCAAGUCACUGCUGGCUUCGUGUGAAUUUGAGUGUGUGGAUGAGAUGCUCACCAUUGCAGCCAUGGUCACAGCUCCCAGCUGCUUCCUGCACGCCGCUCCUGGCACCGAGGACAUCGCUCGGACGCGCUGGCACCGCUUCUCCCACCCGGCAGGAGAUCACUUCACCCUCAUCAACGUCUUCAACGCCUUCAAGGCAGCCCCUGCCAGCCCCACACAGCCAGACUUCAGCAGUGAGAACUGGUGCCGUGAUAAUUUCCUGAGCUGCUCUGCUCUGAGCAUGGCAGAGGUGAUCAGAGCCGAGCUGGUGGAGAUCAUGAAGCGCAUUGAACUUCCCAUUUCACGAGCAGACUUUGGAUCAGAAGAAAAUCUACUGAGCAUUAAGAAAGCUCUUUUAUCUGGUUACUUCAUGCAUAUUGCUCGUGAUGUGGAUGGCUCAGGGAACUACUUAAUGCUGACACACAAACAAGUGGCCCAGCUCCAUCCCUUCUCAUCCUAUUACAACACCAGGAGGAUUCCAGAGUGGGUUUUAUUCCACGAGUUCAGCAUCUCAGAGGGCAAUUCCAUCCGAGUUGUCUCCGAGAUCUCCCCCCAUCUAUUUGCAGAGCUGGUUCCUCAGUAUUAUUUCAGCAAUCUUCCUCCAAGUGAAAGCAAGGAUAUUCUGCAGGAAGUGAUCAAUCACUUGGCACCUGUUUCAGCCACAAAGGAGGAACAGAAAACUGCCAAUGACAGCAAAGAAAAUGAGGAAUUUCCCCAAACUCCCACUGAGCAGAGAUGUGUUAUUCAGUGAAUUCAGACUGAACCAUCACCUAUUGGACAACAAUAAAUAAAAGCAAUAUAUCCAAAACACAUCCCCCCGCCCCAACCCAUGUAAUUAUUUCAAACUUUUGACAUAAAUGUAUUUAACAGAAGGAACAAAUAAAAAGCACUUUU